CCACCACCACCACCACCACCACCAUCAACCAUCAUUGCCAAUCCAAGGUUAGGCAGCGUCCCUCCUACAACUCACUCCCUCAACUACCACUCCAACUCGACCCAACUCACUCUACCCUACUCUGCUCUACACCGCAACAUACCUGACUUUGAUUCGUCUUGACUUUGACUCUCCAUAACAUCAUCCAAAGCAUGUUCCAGAUCAUCUCUCCUCACUCAUACUCAGCUUGAAACCACCGUCUCUCUCUCGAAGAUCCUCUACUCACCCACCCGCUCGAUAACGCACUCACGUACUCGACAGUUCGUUGUACUGACAUGACCUCUAGCAAUCCUGAGGAGCCGUCAUCGUCCUCCCAGGAGCUUCACUUCCCUCCCGUUCGUGUCAAUCACUCUCUGGCCCGUCUCGACCUCAACACACUCAUGAUGAGGUCGAACCAAGCACGGAACCCUCCUAAAGAGGCCCAUAGCUCUCUCGAAGACAGCUCAUAUGAAGUCCUCGGAGAAAGCAUGUGCGAUGCCUCGGACGAUGAGGGUAACACGGAGUCGUUGGCGUCUACUACACCCGACGAUGUGUCCAGCAUCUCCGAUGGUGACGAAUUCGACGAUGAUGACGACGAGUACGCGAACGAAGCCUCGCAACAUCUCCCUGAACCCGAUGUCUACAACCCACUUGAACACUUCGCUAGCAGCUCGUCGAGCCCGAACGCUAGCAUGAUGACGUCGAUGGCAGAUACACAGACGGGUGAGGCCUCCUCCAUCAGGCUGGAGGAGGAAGUAAGAGAAGAUGGUAGUGCACGUGCAUGUGGCAUUGUGGGAAGAUUCAGUGAAGCUCGUGAACUGCCCCAGAUCCUCCGCGGCUACGGCCUUCCAGAUCUGAGGCUAACCGUCCGAAUGACGCUCUCCGAGCGGUACCUCCCGGUUCCUCGUUCCUACAGAAUAUUGUAUGUUGGCGAGUUUCCAGAAUGGGGUGUAAAAGAAAUCAACGCUCGCAUCGGGGCUGCCCUCGAUGCCACACCCAGUUCUUCGAGAUUCAACAUCGUACAAGGCCCCGCCUACCCGGGAAGCACGUCGUCCAGCAACAUCCAGCUGGAGCGUUCAGGCCUCGAGCUUGUCGUUGACCAUUGCAACCACCCCAAGGUGUCCCAGCAACCUGGCUCGCCACCUCGAGCUGUAAUCACAUUGGACGACGGUACAGAGCUUACAUUUGGUCCAGGAAAAUCGAUCACGUUCAAGGGACAAUCGAGCACUGACUCUCUUCCCGACCUGGUCAUCUUCUGCCAUUAUACGAUCCCAUCUGAGUCAGACACAACGGCGGGGGUAGAAAAGAUGCAUCUUACCCGUGAAGCCUUCAGGCGCCAUUCUAUCCCAUGCCUUGACAUUGCCACUACGCGCCCAUACGGAAAGAGCCCCUAUGGUAUCCCAAGCGACGAUAGUUCUCUGCGGUUGUGCAUGGAAGGCCGAACCUCCAAUGAUGAACCAUACGAGAUCUUGGAGACCUUGCCUAUUGACAUCUACACAUUUGCUUCGAUUGACCCCUCAGAACUCAAUCGCCACUUGGCCUCCAUCAGUCCACGGUCGCCUCAAUCAAGGGCAGGAUCUGAAGGCCGGGAAAGUCGAAGGUGGAGUCUGAGCGAGAUAGUCCCAGGCUUCGGCGACGAUUCUCACUCCAAUGCUUUCGUAUCUCUGCUUUCACAGCCUCGUAUGUGGCUCGCAGUGCUAGCUUUGUCGGCUAUCAUCUCAGCACAUCUUGCUGGACUCACCUCUUUUGCUGCCUUCUCGCCAAACACGGCAAAGGACGCUGUUAAUGGGUCCGUGAGCGCGGCGGUAUCGAUAUCUACACCAGCCACCAGUCAGAUUACUCGUGCCCCCCAGCCAGUGGCACCUCCGUUAGGUUCCCUCUCCGUCCGACCUAGCUCACAAGACUUGAGCAUCAUGCCUUCUUUCGAGAAAACGAAGAAGCAGCCUCGCAAGGGUGCGAAACCAGCAGAAGAGGAACAAUCUGGCGGAUUGGAGAUCGAAGUCAAGGGACCACAAACCUUCACCAUUCGUCCGUUGAAGCAAUUUGCGAACAAGAAACGCAAGCAUCAGCUUGAUGUGCAUGUUUCGCGCGACUCGGAGCCUGUUCCUGUCCAUGUGUCACCUAGCCAGGACAGCGACUCUUAUAUAGUCACUCUACAACAACAAUAUCCACUCGGCGUGUUCGACGUCGAUGUUGUGCUGAGACGCAAGCCCCUUCUCCAACAAACCAUCCAGGUGGAAAUGGGUACACCAAAGUCCGGUAUCGUUGACCUCAUCGUCGGUGCACAGGCUGCACAGGACACGCUCAAAGUAAUUUCGACCCAUCUCUCCAAGACUGUCCACGCUGGUGUUGCCGUCGUCGAAGACAAAGCAAACACUGCUUUCGAGCAUACGUGUCUUUGGAAGGACCGUAUUACGCACUCUACUCAGACGGUAGCCGAACAUCUCGAAGGGGCUAAACAAGAGGCAACACGACGGAUUGCCAUGGGCUCAAAGGUUUCUAAAGAGGUAUCAAGCAUGCUAUGGAAGAACUACCAGGAGAUAUCAGCACGCGUGAAGGCAGAUGUCAGGGAAGCGUCAACGAAUAUCAAGAAGUCUGAGCCGGUACGACGCGCUCGCAAGAACGUUGAUACGCUCCGCAAGAAGUUCAGAAAGAAUAGGUCUAAGGAUGCAGGGCAUCAGGGGGAGAAGAGCAAGAAACGUAGCAAGGCGGGCAAACGCAACAAGAGGCGAGGCAAGGAGUAAAGGGCGUUUUUCUUGGAAGGAUGGACAAUCUUCUUUGGUCGGCAGUCGAUAGAUCUGAAUAGGAGGCGUUUGUAUAAUCGUUUGGGGACUUGCACGAUACUUAUCAACGGGUUUAAAUGUCCCUCCAGCACAAACGGCGCCAGAUGACUUUCGGAUCAACUAGAUGGUUCUUUUUUGGACUUGUCACGGGGGAUCACUUAUUGGCGCCUCAGGAAGGACCUAACAUUAUAUCACUGGGCUUCGUCAUCGCAAUCAAGGUUUUAUAAUAUGAUUUCUAUAGUGUAUUCUUCUGCUCUGUUAUCGUGGUAGCUAUUUAACUCUACUCAACUCUGGUAAUACACAACCAUGC
Molecule: messenger RNA, 3111 nt
Organism: Aaosphaeria arxii CBS 175.79
Lineage: Eukaryota; Fungi; Ascomycota; Dothideomycetes; Pleosporales
Exons: 1
Coding region: 315-2762 (815 amino acids)
Source: RefSeq, a predicted model, not a curated record